Molecule: messenger RNA, 774 nt
Organism: Vanessa tameamea
Lineage: Eukaryota; Metazoa; Arthropoda; Insecta; Lepidoptera; Nymphalidae
Gene: Tcs1
Product: threonylcarbamoyl-AMP synthase
Exons: 1
Coding region: 1-741 (246 amino acids)
Biological process (GO): regulation of translational fidelity
Cellular component (GO): cytoplasm
Molecular function (GO): double-stranded RNA binding; tRNA binding; nucleotidyltransferase activity
Source: RefSeq, a predicted model, not a curated record
AUGAACAUAUUUAAAAAAAUUCAAUUAAAUUGUUGUAUAGUGAGAAAGAAAAGUGCCUGUACUAAAAUGAAGCUCGACAAAAUGGCUACCAUAAUUAAUUGUAAGGAAGAUAAGUCGUACAUCAAAGCUGCAGACUUCCUGUUAAAUGGUCAUGUUAUAGCAGUCCCAACAGAUACUAUAUACGGUCUGGCCUGCAGUGCAAAUUGUCCAGAUGCAAUCAAAAAACUAUAUACUAUUAAAGGCAGAGAUGCUGCUAAACCAGUCGCUAUAUGUGUAACAUAUAUAUCUGAUAUUAGAAAAUGGGGUGAAGCUACACAUUUAAGUGACCAACUGCUCAACAGCCUACUACCUGGCCCAGUUACAAUAGUUUUACAUAAAACAAAACUUUUAGACAAUCCUUAUCUAAACCCUCACACAUCAAAAAUUGGUAUUCGUAUUCCGAAUUAUGACUUUAUAAAUAACAUGUCGAAGGUAUUUAAUAUGCCAGUGGCACUGACAAGUGCAAAUUUUAGCAAUGAACCGUCUACUUUAUGUGUUCAGGAGUUUCAACAUCUUUACAAACACCUAGGUGCAGUGUUUGAUGGUGGUGUCCUCAGUCGGGGCUUAGAACGAAAUAGAACAGGUUCAACUGUAAUAGACUUAUCAGAAAUAGGGAAAUAUAGAAUAAUAAGAAAAGGUAUUUCGUAUGAAAACAUUGUAGAUUUAUUACAAAGUCAUGGUUUAACCAGUAUUGUUGAAUAAUUUUUUGUUAAAUUGUGAUAAAUCACCAAAAUU